AUGGCAUCUCUCCCACUUGGAAAUUCUCCAAGUUGUAGUUUAGCAUGUGAAAGAAGACCAAUUUCCCUUCUGGGUAUUUCGGCUCUGCCAUUGAUGCGCUUAAAGGCCAGAGCUUUUCAUGGUUUGGUGAGAGGUGGAGUUAUGAUUCACAGCUUAUAUAGAAAGGAGACAUCCCUUUUUAGCCGUGAAGGAUCCAAUAGCAUCAACCGCAUUAUGCGAAAAAGGGUGCUCUUGACCAUCCCCAGGAAUAGCAGUUCGUCGGACUCUAAUGGCGGUGAGGAUGACUCCUCUGAUCAGGCCAAGAAAAAACCGUUCGGAUACUCAAGGAAGGAUGUUUUAUUGAUUGGACUUGGAGUAACUGCCAUAGGGAUCGGCUUGAAAAGUGGAUUAGAUUUUGCUGGAGUUGAUCCUUUACAAGCAGGGAACGUCGUUCAGCUGGUGCUGGUGUUGGGCCUGACAAUUGGAUGGAUUUCCACGUAUAUUUUUCGAGUUUCCAAUAAAGAAAUGACAUACGCACAGCAAAUACGCGACUAUGAAAGCAAAGUCAUGGAGAAUCACCUUAGUACCAAAUCAGGCCGUAGUAAAGGGGUCAUAAACAGAAAAACUUAUGUAAGGGGGUCUGAACUGGACAAAUCUGUUUUAUAA
Malus domestica (apple) is the source of this 645-nucleotide messenger RNA. Lineage: Eukaryota; Viridiplantae; Streptophyta; Magnoliopsida; Rosales; Rosaceae. The record is from RefSeq and is a predicted model, not a curated record.